Molecule: messenger RNA, 2927 nt
Organism: Anopheles coluzzii
Lineage: Eukaryota; Metazoa; Arthropoda; Insecta; Diptera; Culicidae
Gene: Naa60
Product: N-alpha-acetyltransferase 60
Exons: 5
Coding region: 499-1287 (262 amino acids)
Biological process (GO): N-terminal peptidyl-methionine acetylation
Cellular component (GO): Golgi membrane
Molecular function (GO): protein-N-terminal amino-acid acetyltransferase activity; histone acetyltransferase activity
Source: RefSeq, a predicted model, not a curated record
AAACAAGGUCAACUGUCAAACCAAUUCUCAUUGUGUGCAAUCGAAAUUUAAUUGAUUUUGAUUAACUGCUCCCUUCCUGCAGACUAGUUUUUAUUGGCCGCAAAGGCCCAAAACCUACACCACUGCCAUCAAAACCUUUUCUUGCUACGUCGGUGAGCGCAAAACCCCCCGCGAAAGCUGAAGUAGUGAGAGUUUUUUUUUUCUAUUGUUGUUGGUAUCAGUUAAAAGAAUGUCACCACCAGCAAGAAGAUUGUGGCUGUGAUACGCGGGGCUGCGUGAGAUAAUACGGUGUGGCACGAUGGGCACUCGAAUACAAUUUGCUGAACGUUGCGGCUGCAUUCGAUACCGCAGGAAAUGCGAUAACACCAGCCUAGCGUAAGUGGUAGCGGUUCAGCCAUAGACCGGGGGGUCGCGUUUGUGUGAAAGAAAAGUUAGAACGUACAGAGCAACGUGCUUCGGACAAAAACACGUCGGACCGAUCCGGGAGCAGCACCACCGAUGGCUCAAUCAUUUACCUGGUUUCCGGUGAACCACCUCAGCAGCACCAAGAGCAACGAGCGCCUGCAAAACCCGUACGAAUGUCCGUCGGUACCAUUGUGUUCAGCGAACGAUGUGCAGCUCCGGUUUCUCUGCCCGGACGAUCUCGAGGAGGUGCGAACACUGUGCCAGGAUUGGUUUCCCAUCGAUUACCCGCUCUCGUGGUAUGUGGACAUUACCUCCAGCACGCGCUUCUUCGCCUUGGCAGCGAUCUACAACUUUAGCAUCAUUGGGCUGAUAGUGGCCGAGAUCAAAUCGUACAGCAAACUCAACAAGGAGGACCGUGGCAUUAUUCCGGAAUCGAUGGGACGGGAUGCCGAGAUUGGCUACAUUCUGUCGCUGGGUGUGCAUCGAAAGUACCGCCAAAAUGGCAUUGGCUCGUUGCUGCUGGAUUCCCUCAUUAACCACCUGACGACUGCGGAGCGGCACAAGGUGAAGGCCAUUUUUCUGCACGUGCUAACCACGAACCGUACCGCCAUUCUUUUCUACGAACGAAGAGGAUUUGUUCUUCACUCCUUUUUGCCUUACUAUUACUCAAUCCGAGGAAAGUGCAAAGAUGGUUUCACUUACGUGUCCUACAUCAACGGGGGCCAUUCGCCUUGGAGCUUAUACGAUUAUUUGAAGUACUGGUGUUCCCAGGUUCUAACUGCCGGUGGACUUUGCCCAUGGAUCUGUGGCCGAAUGCGGACGGCCUUUCGCUGGGUAUGCUACCGUACGAUUGGGCGGUUUCAUCUUCAGCAGGACGAAUAGAUAGAUCGGACCCGAAGCACAGGAGAGUGGUCGACCUAUCGCAAAUAUCGCCACAUCAAUCAACCCAGCAAACAGUUCACUGUUUCAGUUUUCUCUUUUUCGUUCCAUCGUCCGGGUAGAUUUUGAAACUCUUCCAUCGUUUUCCAUCGAUUGUCGUUUGUGUCCUCCCAACGAGAUAUGAUUCUGCUACACCCUCCUCUACCAUUACCUUCCGCAAAGUUUAACGUAUCCUCAGCAUACAAACACACGCACACAUACUAUUACAGUCGACAGCAUUUUCACGUGCAUCGAGAUCGUUUUAUCGCAAGUGUUCAUUCAACUGCGAUCGCGAUGUUUGUCUGCACACGAACAAGCGCAAACACAUCCAUUUAGCGAACAUGCACAAGUAGUUGGCCAUCCUUUUUUGUUAAAUUAGGUUUAACAGGCUACGUUCGGAAUGAAGGAACCGCAAAUUGUGAUGCGAUUGUAUGUUCUUUUGUCAGUACGCAAGUAGAAACCAAACGCCCGCAAGUGGUCUCGUUGUCAUAUCAGUAAGCAUUUUAUUUGUGAUAUUACAUUCUUCAUCAUCAGCCAGAGAGAGAGAGAGAGAGGGAGAGAUAUAAGAGGAACGAGGAACAAGGAGGGAUAAAAAACAUAAAAAGAUUGAAAACAGAGAAAAGGUAUAGAAAGAGAGUUCUCUCGACUAAAGGAGACUAUAGUAGAUUGUACGAAACACUAGAGGAGCAUAUUUUUAAACCCGCUGUACAUAUGGUAACGCAACAAACCAACUGACCAACAAAGUGUGUAGCAAAUCGAAAGACAAAGAAGCUAAGUCAUUUACGUUGAAAAGAUAUACUAUCGAUGGGCUAGAGAGCUGUAAUAUAGCCAACAAGCUGUAGUCGUUUUAUAUGUGUGAAUCGUAUAUAUAGAUAAGGACAUGGUGUGAAUAUUGUGUAAGAUGAAGCUGUUGAGUAAACAAACCCGUUCAGCUUCUUAUUCGCGUUGAUUUGAAUGGUUUUUACUGAACGGAGGAAAAGACAGAUGUACAUCUUGUUGUGCCUGUUGGAGUUAAUAGCGUACUACUGUUUGUUCUUUGCCGCAUGAUAAUUUAAUUGAUCUUUUUUUUAAUUUAUUCAAAUUUGGACGUUUUAAAGGGGAGCUUUGUUAGUGAAAUGGAAGUUAGUUUUAUUAAUGAGGGUCGAUUCUUUUAAAACUACACACAAAAUUACGUUGAACAACGGUGCUAGAGGUGUAUCAGUUACAGCCAUUUAGAGGGAUGAUGUAAAAGAGAGAGAAGAAAAUGAAUCAAAUCAAAUAACAGAACAAGAACACGUUUGCUGUGGCCUUCCCGAAAUACAAGCCUCUUAGCAAAAGGACAGGAAGAAAGAAAAGACAGUUUACGCGUGAACACCACACCACCAACACCCAACACACCCCGCAGCCGCAGUGGUGCGCCAGAUUAUUAUGUAUUUGCAUGUGUUACAGCAUCGAAGAUGAUAUUUAUUGAGCCUAAGCAAAAACACGCCACAUACAAAACGGUCGCGACAUGGCCACCGUACAACCGUGAAAGACAAAAGGAGGAGGGGGGAGCGUAACGGUCAACGGAAUCUGUUUACAACAAAAGUUAUGCCAAAAAUAUAGUGUAAUGAGUAUGUAAUUUA